GCCGUGGGGCCGAACGAGCGUCCGCGACAGUCCUGCUCACUCUCCGCUGCGUUCACAUCCCGCCCUUUUUCCCGCUGGGAGGAUCCCGCGGCGCUUCCCGUGGCUCCGCGUAUCCGCAGGACAGCCUCCGCCUUGUGGGGCGGUUAGGCUGGGAGCCCCUGCCUGGCCCGCGGUCACCCGGGGCCCUCGGGCUUGCGCGGGCACCCGACCCCGCGUGGGAUGCUGCCUUUCCCGGGCCGAGCCGGCUUGCCCGUUUGGCCGCUGGUGGGUUGCAACCAGCCCUGAGCCCGCUUGCGUGCUCCCGCCGAAAUGAAUAGGGCUCUCGUUUUUUCGGGCUGGCAGCUGCUCUGCAAGGCCCCCGCCAAAAAUGUCUUUCUGCUCCCCUGCUGCAAGAUCAUUUUUUAGACUGGAGCUGCCGGGGGGUCCUGGGGCCUUCUGGAUGCCCAUUGGGCCCCGUCCCCCGAGCUUGAUGGAGAAGGGGGAGCGCCACGGUGCCUGCUUUUGUUCCGUUUCUCGAGGCUGGCUGGCUGGCUGGGGUCUGAAGAAGGAUCCUGUGCUUGGUUGAUCUUGGAGGACCUUCCUUACGGAGGGGAGGCAGCAGUAGCCGGUACUGCCAUGAUCGCUAAAGGUGCCUUCCCCAGCAACUCCCAUCAUCCCCAGCUAGCAUGCUUGGGGAAAAGGAGGGAUGCAGUAAAUGGCGAAGACGUGGGGAACUGAAACGCUGAAAGUACAGGCAGUGGAUGGGACGUGGAAAAUCGACGACAAACCUGUCAAAGUGGACAAGUGGGAUGGCUCGGCCGUGAAGAAUUCUUUGGAUGAUUCCGCCAAAAAGGUCCUCCUGGAAAAAUAUAAGUAUGUAGAGAACUUCUGCCUGAUCGACGGCCGCCUCAUCAUUUGUACAAUCUCCUGCCUCUUUGCCAUUGUGGCUCUAAUAUGGGAUUAUCUUCACCCCUUCCCCGAAUCCAAGCCAGUCCUUGCAGUGUGUGUUAUAUCGUAUUUUGUUAUGAUGGGGAUUCUGACCAUCUACACCUCGUAUAAGGAGAAGAGCAUCUUUCUGGUAGCACAUAGAAAAGAUCCAGCAGGGAUGGAUCCUGAUGACAUCUGGCAGCUCUCCUCAAGUCUGAAAAGAUUUGACGACAAAUACACCCUGAAAAUGGUGUUCAUCAGUGGCAGAACCAAACAGCAGAGGGAAGCGGAGUUCACCAAAUCCAUCGCCAAAUUCUUUGACUGCAACGGCACUUUAGUCAUGGAUGCCUUUGAGCCAGACGUCUCCAAGCUUCACGACAGCCUGCUCACAGAAAGAAAAAUUAAGUAGGCCUCAUCGCGUGCCCGCCUUCCCGCUGGGCUCACGCUGAGUUUAAGCCAAUAAAGCAAACUAGUAAUGAACUCCGCCUCUGUUUUUGUCCAAGGUCCCCCGUCCAGUCCCACUCUCCUUCCCGAUCUCUUCCUCAAGAGAAGAUGGGAUUUUAAUCUAGGUCCUGCCAAACAGAGGCCAGCAUUGAGUUUGCAUUGGCUUUGCCUUGCUUUAGGUCAGUGUCCGGAUAUGCUUUGUCAGGGCUUCCAUGAGGAUAGAUCUGCCAAGGAUUCUCCUGUGAGAAUCAUGCUGUAGAACAAUCCAAUGCAACCUGGUGCCCUCCAGAAACGAAGGACUGGAACUCCCAUCAUUCCCAGACAGCAUGGCCACUGGGGAUUGCGGGUGUUCCAGCCCAGCAUAUCUAGAGGGCAUCAGAUGGAGGCGGAGGCUUAGCUCUGAUUAGCUUUUCUCUCCUCACAUUACAUCGUAAGGCAGCUCAGCACCAUUCAGUUCAACAGAAUACCUUUUUUUGGUCUCAGUUUCCUACCAAGGAAGGAAUCCUUUGUUAAUUUUUAUGUUGCAAAUUCAGGACAGUGUGUUAAUAGUCCAAUUUUGUCCUUUGUCAACCAUGUUUUCUUUUGUAAUUAUCAAAUGAAGGAAAGGGAUUUUUAAACUAAGUGUUUUCAAGAAUGGAGAAGAAAUCGAGUUGUGGGGAGAAACCAUGCGGAAAAGGCAGUAAGAUAAUCUGCCAGAGCAAAACAACAUCAAAAGGGUUUUUUAAAAGCAAAAGUUUGAAAAUCCCCGUCAUCUCUUCUUUAUCCCAUUUAAUGCUUUAUUCUUGCAGAAAAAAUAUCAUCUUUCCCUUAUAUAAACUGCCAUUUUCUAAAAUGAUGAUAUUUUCCAAUAAAAGGAACAAACUUACAUGAAAA
Varanus komodoensis (Komodo dragon) is the source of this 2223-nucleotide messenger RNA. RefSeq names its product signal peptidase complex subunit 2 (gene SPCS2). NCBI's taxonomy places the organism in Eukaryota, Metazoa, Chordata, Lepidosauria, Squamata, Varanidae. The transcript has 5 exons. The coding region runs from base 695 to 1315 and encodes 206 amino acids. Gene Ontology annotation, biological process: protein targeting to ER. Gene Ontology annotation, cellular component: signal peptidase complex; membrane. The record is from RefSeq and is a predicted model, not a curated record.